This is a messenger RNA of Halichondria panicea, 1245 nucleotides long. RefSeq names its product calumenin-like. Gene Ontology annotation, cellular component: endoplasmic reticulum. NCBI's taxonomy places the organism in Eukaryota, Metazoa, Porifera, Demospongiae, Suberitida, Halichondriidae. Gene Ontology annotation, molecular function: calcium ion binding. Bases 150 to 1094 code for a protein of 314 amino acids. The record is from RefSeq and is a predicted model, not a curated record. The transcript is spliced from 7 exons.
AUUCUGGAACAUCAGGUACCUUCUGGAAAAUUAAGGAAGACAAAGACCUUUUGUUGAGUCUAGUGCUUAUAAUAGAGCCACUGAGCACACACCAAACCAAAAGAAUAAUCUUCUAAAAUCAUUUAAAGACAAUCAUUUUCAAGACCAAGAUGUCUUCAGGGAAGCUUCUCCUGGUGCUCAUGAUGACUGCCACAGCCAUGGCUGGACCCUCAGGUGUGAAGGACCUCUCUGAUCAGGAUCACUACAAGGAGGGAGUUCACAACUCUGAGUAUGACCACGAAGCAUUCCUGGGGAAGGCCGAGGCUAAAAAGUUCCACGACCUACCCCCAGAGGAGGCCAGGAGAAGACUGGGGAUAAUUGUUGACAAAAUCGACACCAACAAGGACGGCAAAGUAUCCACGGAUGAGCUAUCCGCCUGGAUCUCCAAGGUCUCUAAACGCUACGUGUGGGAUGACGUGAACAGAAUGUGGGACUUUCAUGACACGGACCACGAUGGAUUCGUUAACCUGGACGAGCAUAAGGAGGUCUACGGGGUGGUCAGUGAUCCUGAAGCUAUCUACGACACUAACAGGCAGAUUACUUACAAACAGAAGAUUGAGAGGGACGUUCGCAAGUUCAAAGGCACUGACAAGAACAACGAUGGCAGACUCAGCAAAGAAGAGUUUGCAGGAUUUCUACAUCCAGAGGCUUUCCUUGAGCUGCGAGAUGUGUACAUUAAUGAGAUCAUGGAGGACAUGGACAAGAACAAGGAUGGAUUUGUUACCAUGGAGGAAUACGUCAAUGACCGUUGGCCGGUUAAUAACCGUCCCAGCUCAGGGGAGGAGCCAGACUGGAUCAAGGGUGACAAGGAACAGUUUAAAAGCCACCGAGACAAGAACCAUGAUGGCCGACUGAGCAGAGAGGAGCUGGCCAACUGGAUGUCUCCCAUUGACUAUGACCCUGCCGUCGCUGAGGCCAGGCACCUCCUCAGCCAUGCCGAUGCUGACAAGGACGGAGACUUGUCACGGGUUGAGAUUAUGGGCAAUUUGGAUCUGUUUGUUGGUAGCCAGGCAACCGAAUGGGGCAACUUCAUGACCCGACAUGACGAGUUCUGAGAUAGAGGCUGGCAAACAUUCUUUUAGGACGAUUUAUGUAUUGUUUGUGACCAUAAUACAUCAGAACUGUGGUGUACUCGAUGAUUUACUUGUGUCUUUUUUUUUGUACAUGCCAGUUAUUCUUCAUAGAAACAGUUGCGUUUACAAUGAA